Molecule: messenger RNA, 1753 nt
Organism: Erigeron canadensis
Lineage: Eukaryota; Viridiplantae; Streptophyta; Magnoliopsida; Asterales; Asteraceae
Product: protein DETOXIFICATION 53-like
Exons: 2
Coding region: 1-1575 (524 amino acids)
Biological process (GO): xenobiotic detoxification by transmembrane export across the plasma membrane
Cellular component (GO): membrane
Molecular function (GO): antiporter activity; xenobiotic transmembrane transporter activity
Source: RefSeq, a predicted model, not a curated record
AUGGAUGCAAAUGAUCACGAAACACCUCAAAAUGAUGAUACUAAUAGACGUGACAUUGUAAUUAGUGUGGAAAAGAUUAAACAUAGCCAUGAACCGGCAACGAUUCAAGAUAAUAAUGGCUUUCAUGGAGCAGGAGUAGUAGAUAAUACAUGUCACGUUCGACAAGUGCUUGUAAAUAAGGUGGUGGAAGAGGUAAUACUCCUAGGAACAUCAGCCUGCCCAGUUGCAACAACCACCUAUCUUCUAUUCUCAAAGUCCAUAAUCUCAAUGCUCUUUUUAAGCCACAUGGGAAAAUCGGAACUAGCAGGAGUUGUUCUAGCCAUCGGUUUCGCAAAUAUGACAUGUGUGUCAAUCAUGAAAGGACUUUGUAUGGGGAUGGAUCCGAUAUGUUUUCAAGCCUUUGGAGCCAAGAGAUAUUCUGUCCUUAGCCAAACUUACCUCAAAACCAUCAUUCUCCUGUUGUUCAUUUCCAUUCCCAUCGCAUUCCUAUGGCUAAACAUUGAGCCUGUUUUGCAUGUUUUUGGUCAAGACCGCAGUAUUACAAAGGUUGCAAGAACAUACUUAAUUUUUUCUCUCCCAGAACUCCCUGCCCUGGCUCACCUCUUACCGUUGCGUUCCCUUUUGAGGACACAAGGAUUAAACUCACCAACAACAAUUGUUGCCACUUGUGUCACCAUCCUACACCUUCCUAUAAAUUACUUUCUUGUUAGUUAUCUAAAAUUGGGAAUCAUGGGCAUUGCAAUGUCGUCGACAUGGUUUACAUAUAACAUGAAUAUUGGGUUGGUACUCUAUGUUUACUUGUCGAAAGUUGCAAUCAAUCCUUGGAAUACCAAUAAGACCAACAUUAUGGCAUCUGUUUUAAGAGGUUGGGGACCAUUGUUGAGCUUAUCAAUCCCUAGUGUUUGUUCAGUUUGUUUAGAGUGGUGGUUAUAUGAAAUCCUUCUUUUUCUUAGUGGAUUAUUAGAGAAUCCUCAAUCUUGUGUCGCCGCAACUGGAAUCAUAAUGCAACUAACCGGAAUUGUCUAUGUGUUGCCAUUUGCUUUAAGUUUAAGCAUAUCACAACGUGUAGGGCAUGAGUUGGGCGGCGGUCAACCAGCUCGUGCACAAUGGGCUGCAGCGAUUGGGAUAUCCAUUGCGGUUAUAUAUGGACUUAUAAUCUUUGCGCUAUAUAUGUCCCUAAGAAAUGUGCUAGGAAUAUUGUAUACUAAUGAAAGUCAGAUCCUUAUAUUGCUUUCUUCCGCCCUACCACUAAUUGGCCUCGCUGAAGUGGGAAAUGCCUUGCAAACGGCUGCUUGUGGGGUACUAACCGGUUCUGCUAGACCCAAAGUUGGGGUCAGGAUAAACGUUGCCGCUUUUUACCUUAUAGGGCUUCCUACAUCAAUUGCGCUAGCUUUCUUGUUGAAGCUCGGUUAUCAGGGAUUGUGGCUAGGCAUGGUUACAUCACAGGCUGCUUGUGCAGUGUUGAUGGUGUAUACUUUGAUAAACACUGAUUGGAGGGAUCAAGCUAAAAGAGCUGAGGAGCUAACUUUGAUUGUUAAUAAGGAUGAUACAGAUUCAAUAGAACUUAUUUCUUGAUACAUAAGAAUGCUAGUGUUUUGCUAAUUUUUUCCAUAUAGUUACAUAUUUUUUUUCUUCAUUUAAUUAAUUAUUUAUUUAUAUAGUUUCGGUUACUAGAAGAUUCAAAUUGUUCAUUGAUUCUUGUUAGGAGUGAAAAUAGGAAGGAACUGCAUAUAUUCAAAAUUGUAAUAGUGUA